Corylus avellana is the source of this 363-nucleotide messenger RNA. Lineage: Eukaryota; Viridiplantae; Streptophyta; Magnoliopsida; Fagales; Betulaceae. The record is from RefSeq and is a predicted model, not a curated record.
AUGAGGUAUGGUUUUGAGAAUAUGGUUUAUUUUGCUCUGACAGCUAGUAGUGGAGAUCCAUCAUCUGUUCAGGAUGCCUCUGCAUGUAAUGGAUAUCAAGAUGACAGCAAUUUUAUAGCCGCGGCAAGUGAUAAAAUAUGGGAGAAUAGGAGAGCAUGUGAGAAAUAUUACACGGUAAAGUGUAUUGGUGCCACAAACAAAGAAGCAAACCCUUGUAAGAAAGAUUUGAUUUUGGUUCGAAUCGUUGAUUAUUGUCAUGGACCAAGAUGUGGAACCAUCACUCUUUCUGAAGAUGCUUUCUCUGAUAUUGCUGAUCUCAAAGCUGAAAGAGUUAGGGAUGAAUAUAAAAUGUUGGGAGCUUGA